UACACCGGAUGCAGUAGAGAGGCAGUACGGCGACCUAUCCAACAUGGGCGACAAGUAAGCACUUCGCUCAAUCUUGUUUCUACGGCAGUUUAUUGUUGAUAUCUGUGCUUCUCAGUGCUUGACCGGGGCGCAUACUGGUUUCAAAGUCCAACUAAUGCAGUGCGUAAUAAUGAAGAGCUCAAAGGAAGCCGUUCAGACAGCAGCUAAAGAGUUUUUGCAGUUUGUAAACAGAGGGGUAUCUCCAUAUCACGUGGUGGAAGAAUGUCGAAAACGUCUACUGGCGGCGGGAUUUGUGGAACUGAAGGAGACAGAAAAGUGGGAUGUUCAGCCAACUAAGAAAUACUUUGUGACACGAAACUUUUCCAGUGUCAUCGCCUUUGCGAUUGGUGGGCGUUACUCUCCUGGAAAUGGCUUCUCCAUGGUUGGAGCCCAUACAGACAGCCCCUGUCUCAGGGUGAAGCCAAGGUCGAAGAGGACAAAGCAAGGAUGCCUCCAGGUUGGUGUGGAGUGCUACGGCGGAGGAAUCUGGAACACCUGGUUUGACCGUGACCUUACUGUUGCGGGCCGUGUCAUGGUUAAGGGAGAUGGCAAACUGCUCCAUCGGCUGGUGCAUGUGCCACGACCUGUGCUGAGGAUCCCUCACCUGGCUAUCCACCUACAGAGGGACAUCAAUGACUCCUUUGGGCCCAACAAGGAGAACCACCUAGUGCCCAUUCUGGCCACCGCCGUCCAGGAAGAGCUGGAGACAGGUAAUGCGUCUUCAGGCGACGCCUGUGGCGCUGCCAGCACGGCUGACAAGCACCACCCAGCACUGGUGAAGCUUUUAUGUUGGGAGCUCCAAGUUGAGCCUGAAACGCUUCUUGACUUUGAGCUCUGUCUUGUUGACACUCAGCCAGGGGCAUUAGGAGGCGCGUAUGAAGAGUUCAUUUACUCUCCUCGCUUGGACAACCUCCACAGUUGCUACUGUGCCCUGCAGGCGCUGAUCGAGUCCUGCUCGGGAGAUUCUCUGGCCCAAGAUCCCAACAUCCGCAUGGUGACGCUGUUCGACAAUGAAGAGGUGGGCUCUGUGAGUGCCCAGGGGGCACAGUCCAACCUUACCGAACUCAUCCUCAGCCGCCUGGCCAGCUCUCCGUCCAACCCCACCGCCUUCCAGCAGGCGGCGCCACUAUCCUUCAUGAUAAGCGCCGACAUGGCACAUGCUGUGCACCCUAACUACCAGGAGAAGCAUGAGGAGAACCAUCGGCCAGCUUUCCACAAGGGUCCAGUGAUCAAAUUUAACAGCAACCAGCGCUACGCCACAACUGCUGUGACUGCUGCCGUUGUCCGCGAGAUCGCCAGUCAGGCAGGCGUUCCUCUUCAGGACGUUCUGGUGCGUAAUGACAGCACGUGCGGAAGCACCAUCGGACCCAUCCUUUCCGCUCAGUUAGGUGUCCCCGUGGUGGACAUCGGUGCUCCCCAGCUCUCCAUGCACUCCAUCCGGGAGAUGUGCUGUACCUCCAGCGUGUUGCAAAGCACCACGCUCUUUAAGGCUUUCUUCGAGUUGUUUCCUCGUGUGAGGAGGUCACUGGUGGUGGAUUAGAGGCAGGCGAACAGGAAUAAUCAACAUGAGGUGGAUUCACUUUAAAACAUAAUUGCAUUAGUUACACUUCUGCUCAAUGACAAUAAAUGCAUUCUGUUUCUGAUGAGAGACAUCAGUUUCUCUGUAAAUUGACACUUAAUAAAGGGCAUUUAAAGCUGUGUUUACUCUUUAUGACAUUAUUUUUGAAGAAUCUUGACUGUAAACAUUUUUGAAUUACUGUAGAACACUGUUUUACCACAGCUACAAGGUUUAUGUGUGGAAUAAAAUCAUGGGACAGGCUUUUUUGAGGCGAGGCACACCAUUGGUUAGUCUAUCACGGGGUUUUGAUAAAUACUCACAUUUGAAAUGAAUUUAAAGUCUUACCUUUGAUUGGAACCCAGAACCUUGAGACUGUAAGGCAAAUGUGCUGUCCAAAAACAAACUUCAAAUAAAUUGUUGGUGUCUA
Messenger RNA from Corythoichthys intestinalis (scribbled pipefish), 2024 nucleotides. It is a transcript of the gene dnpep, whose product is annotated as aspartyl aminopeptidase. NCBI's taxonomy places the organism in Eukaryota, Metazoa, Chordata, Actinopteri, Syngnathiformes, Syngnathidae. The coding region runs from base 155 to 1579 and encodes 474 amino acids. The record is from RefSeq and is a predicted model, not a curated record. Gene Ontology annotation, molecular function: aminopeptidase activity; zinc ion binding. Gene Ontology annotation, biological process: proteolysis. The transcript has 15 exons.